Dama dama (fallow deer) is the source of this 5681-nucleotide messenger RNA. It is a transcript of the gene ADGRA2, whose product is annotated as adhesion G protein-coupled receptor A2. The transcript has 19 exons. Bases 2 to 4009 code for a protein of 1335 amino acids. Gene Ontology annotation, cellular component: plasma membrane; Wnt signalosome. Gene Ontology annotation, molecular function: G protein-coupled receptor activity; protein binding. Gene Ontology annotation, biological process: G protein-coupled receptor signaling pathway; central nervous system development; positive regulation of canonical Wnt signaling pathway. NCBI's taxonomy places the organism in Eukaryota, Metazoa, Chordata, Mammalia, Artiodactyla, Cervidae. The record is from RefSeq and is a predicted model, not a curated record.
GAUGGGCGCCGCGGGACGCAGGAUGCGGGGGGCGCCCGCGCGCCUGCUGCUGCCGCUGCUGCUGCCGUGGCUGCUGCUUUUGACGCCCGAGACUCGGGGCGCGCCCGGCUGCCCGAUCCCCAUUCGCAGCUGCAAGUGCUCGGGGGAGCGGCCCAAGGGGCUCAGCGGCGGCUCCCCCAACCCGGCGCGCAGGAGGGUGGUGUGCGGCAGCGGGGACCUCCCGGAGCCUCCCGAUCCCGGCCUUCUGCCGAACAGCACCGUUACCCUGCUCUUGAGCAACAACAAGAUCACCGGCCUCCGGAGCGGAGCCUUCCUGGGACUGUCCCUGCUGGAGAAAUUGGACCUGAGAAGCAACGUCAUCAGCACGGUGCAGCCCGGCGCCUUCCUGGGUCUGGGGGAGCUGAAACGCUUGGACCUCUCCAACAACCGGAUCGGCUGUCUCACCUCCGGGACCUUCCAGGGCCUCCCCAGGCUUCUCCGGCUAAACGUAUCUGGAAACAUCUUCUCCAGUCUGCAGCCUGGGGUCUUUGAUGAGCUGCCCGCCCUUAAGGUGGUGGACUUCGGCACCGAGUUCCUGACCUGCGAUUGCCGCCUGCGCUGGCUGCUUCCCUGGGCCCGCAACCACUCCCUGCAGCUGUCGGAGCGCACACUCUGUGCCUACCCUAGCGCCCUGCAUGCCCAGGCCCUGGCCGGCCUCCAGGAGGCCCAGCUGCGCUGCGAGGGGGCCCUGGAGCUACACACACACCACCUCAUCCCAUCCCUCCGCCAAGUGGUCUUCCAGGGCGACCGGCUGCCCUUCCAGUGCUCGGCCAGCUACCUGGGCAACGACACCCGCAUCCGCUGGUACCACAACCGGGCCCCCGUGGAGGGUGACGAGCAGGCGGGCGUCCUGCUGGCCGACAGCCUGGUCCACGACUGCACCUUUAUCACCAGCGAGCUGACCCUGUCUCACAUCGGCGUAUGGGCCUCAGGCGAAUGGGAGUGCUCCGUGUCCACGGCCCAGGGAAACGCCAGCAAGAAGGUGGAGAUCGUGGUGCUGGAGACCUCGGCUUCCUACUGCCCUGCUGAGCGCGUCGCCAACAACCGCGGGGACUUCAGGUGGCCGCGAACUCUGGCUGGCAUCACAGCCUACCAGUCCUGCCUGCAGUACCCCUUCACCUCGGUGCCCCUGAGCGGGGGAGCUCCUGGCACCCGAGCCUCCCGCCGGUGCGACCGAGCUGGCCGCUGGGAGCCGGGGGACUACUCCCACUGUCUGUACACCAACGACAUCACCCGGGUGCUCUACACCUUCGUGCUGAUGCCCAUCAACGCCUCCAACGCGCUGACCCUGGCCCACCAGCUGCGAGUGUACACGGCUGAGGCCGCCAGCUUCUCUGACAUGAUGGACGUCGUCUAUGUGGCUCAGAUGAUUCAGAAGUUUCUGGGUUAUGUCGACCAGAUCAAAGAGCUGGUGGAGGUGAUGGUGGACAUGGCCAGCAACCUGAUGCUGGUGGACGAGCACCUGCUGUGGCUGGCCCAGCGCGAGGACAAGGCCUGCAGCGGCAUCGUGGGCGCCCUGGAGCGCAUCGGGGGAGCCGCCCUGAGCCCCCACGCCCAGCACAUCUCUGUGAACUCGAGGAAUGUGGCCUUGGAGGCCUACCUCAUCAAGCCACACAGCUACGUGGGCCUGACCUGCACGGCCUUCCAGAGGCGGGAGACGGGUGCACCUGGCACACGGCCCUUGGGCCCCGGCCAGAGCCCAUCGCCCGAGCCGGAGCCCCUGGCCGACCAGCAGCUCCGCUUCCGCUGCACCACCGGCAGGCCCAACGUGUCUCUGUCGGCCUUCCACAUCAAGAACAGCGUGGCCCUGGCCUCCAUCCAGCUGCCGCCCAGCCUGUUCUCGUCGCCCCCGGCGGCCCUGGCACCCCCGGCGCCCCCAGACUGCACCCUGCAGCUGCUCGUCUUCCGCAACGGCCGCCUCUUCCGCACUCUGGGCAACACCUCCCGCCCCGGAGCCGCGGGGCCUGGAAGGAGGCGUGGCGUGGCCACCCCUGUCAUCUUUGCGGGGACCAGUGGCUGCGGCGUGGGGAACCUGACCGAGCCGGUGGCCGUCUCGCUGCGGCACUGGGCUGAGGGGGCCGAGCCCGUGGCGGCCUGGUGGAGCCAGGAGGGGCCGGGGGGGCCCGGGGGCUGGCGCUCCGAGGGCUGCCAGCUGCGCUCCAGCCAGCCCAACGUCAGCUCCCUGCACUGCCAGCACCUGGGCAACGUGGCCGUGCUCAUGGAGCUGAGCGCCUUCCCCAGGGAGGCGGGGGGCUCCGGGGCGGGGCUGCACCCCGUCGUGUACCCCUGCACGGCCCUGCUGCUGCUCUGCCUCUUCUCCACAAUCAUCACUUACAUCCUCAACCACAGCUCCAUCCACGUGUCCCGGAAGGGCUGGCACAUGCUGCUGAACCUGUGCUUCCACAUGGCCAUGACCUCCGCCGUGUUUGCAGGAGGCAUCACACUCACCAACUACCAGAUGGUCUGCCAGGCGGUGGGCAUCACCCUGCACUACUCUUCAUUGUCCACACUCCUCUGGAUGGGCGUGAAGGCCCGCGUCCUCCACAAGGAGCUCACCUGGAGAGCAACCCCCCCACCAGAAGGGGAUGCUGCCCCGCCUGCCCCCAGACCCAUGCUGCGGUUCUAUCUGAUAGCAGGAGGGAUCCCGCUCAUCAUCUGUGGCAUCACAGCCGCUGUCAACAUCCACAACUACCGAGACCACGGCCCCUACUGCUGGCUGGUGUGGCGCCCGAGCCUAGGCGCCUUCUACAUCCCGGUGGCUUUGAUUCUGCUCAUCACCUGGAUCUAUUUCCUGUGCGCAGGGCUGCGCUUACGGGGUCCCCUGGCACAGAGCCCGAAGGCGGGCACCGGCCGGGUCUCCCUGGAGCCGGGGGAGGAGCUGAGGGGUUCCACCAGGCUCAGGAGCAGCGGCCCCCUCCUGAGUGACUCGGGUUCCCUCUUGGCGGCUGGAAGCACAGGGGUGGUGACGCCCGGGCCCCCGGAGGACGGCGACGGCCUCUAUUCUCCGGGGGUCCAGCUGGGGGCGCUGGUGACCACGCAUUUCCUCUACCUGGCCACGUGGGCCUGCGGGGCGCUAACGGUGUCGCAGCGCUGGCUGCCCCGAGUGGUGUGCAGCUGUCUGUACGGGGUGGCAGCCUCCGCCCUGGGUCUCUUCGUCUUCACCCACCACUGUGCCAGGCGCAGGGACGUCAGGGCCUCCUGGCGCGCCUGCCGGCCUCCGGCCUCGGCCCCCCGCGCCUCCCCCCGGGCUGCGCCUACCGGCCCCGAAGACGGGUCCCCGGUGUUCGGAGAGGGACCCCCGUCUCUUAAGUCGUCCCCGAGCGGCAGCAGCGGGCACGCGCCGCCCCCGGGGCCCUGCAAGCUCACCAACCUGCAGCUGGCGCAGAGCCAGGCGUGCGAGGCGGGGGCGGCGGCCCGCGGGGAGGGGGAGCCCGAGCCCCCGGGCCCCCGGGCCGGCCUCGGCCCGCGCCACCCUAACAACCUGCACCACGGCCGCCGGGGCCACAAGAGCCGCGCCAAAGGGCACCGUGCGGGGGAGGCCGGCGGCAAGAACCGGCUCCGGGCGCUGCGCGGGGGCGCGGCCGGGACGGCCGAGCUGCAGUCAAGCGAGAGCGGCAGCCCGCACCACAGCCCGUCCGAGAGCUACCUGGGCAGCAGCCGCCACAGCCCGGGCGCCGGGCCCCGGCUCGAGGGCGAGGCCGCGCUCACGCCGUCUGAGGGCAGCGACACGAGCGCCGCGCCGCCCCCCGAGGCCGGCCGGCCGGGCCAGCGCCGCAGCGCCAGCCGCGACAACCUCAGGGGCGGCGCUCUGGAGAAGGAGAGCAAGCGCCGCUCGUACCCGCUCAACUCGGCCAGCCUCAACGGCGCCCCCAAGGGCGGCAAGUACGAGGACGUCCCCUCGAGCGGCGCCGAAGCGGCCAGCGGCGGCUGCAUGAAGACCGGCCUCUGGAAGAGCGAGACCACCGUCUAGGGUGGGCGCGCGCGCCGCUUCGGCAAGAACUGGCCGUGCGGGCUCGUGGCCCCGCUUCUCGGGGCGGGGCGGGGGGCGCCUCAGAGACGUCGAUCGGUACGCCCCCAGGUUGGAGCGGAGGUGCCUCGCUGUAGCUGGGCUCUCCAGCUGUAGUCCUGGAGGCCGGGGGCGGGGAAGGCGCAGGCCCACCACUGCGGAGAGGGCCGUCUCCCGGGGUAGCGACAGACAAUCCUUGGACCGCAGGCGGGGUAGGGUUCCGUCCCGGCCCAGGCCGGUUUUCGGCAGCACCUGCCGUCCGGGCUUGAGGGCUAAGGUCCUGCCGGUCUGCGGCGCGACCGAGAGUGGCGGGGACAGCACAGCUCGGGCGGGCCCCUUCUAAGGUACACCCGCCUCCCUGGCGGCGGCCGCCUUACUGGGAACACUGGUGAUGGAGCCUGAGUGAGGCGUUCUCGCCUAACCGCCCUCCUCUGAAGUCUCCUCUCUGUGUCCAUACCCCAGAGCCUCUCUCACCCCGACUCUGGCUAACUAGGGAGCCUAGCGGAUGCGCCAGGUGACCAGGACAAGCCGGAGGGAACAGGUGCUGCUUUUUGGAAUUAACUAUGCAAGAGGAGGGGUGGCGUGUGAAAGGCAGCUGCCGGGAUCAACCAGCUCUCUGGGAGGGAGGGAGGGAGAGGGGCAGGUGGAAGGGUGCAGGAUUAGGGCUGGAGGCCAUCCCCACGGAACUGGGACAAGAACCACAUGGCAGGAUUCAGAGGGGGCACUUCAGGACAAAGCUAAGGCCCCACACCUAAGACGCUGACUGCCAGGCACCUGGGGAGGAUGGGAGGAUAGCAGAGCUAGUACUUCCAUUUGGGGCUGAAGGUAGUCCUGCCUCAAACCUAGUCCUACUGAAAAAAACGCUCUGAAGAGGGGCGCCACUGCCAAGCUGCAGGCGGUGCUGGAAAAGCACUUACUGUUAAUCGCAGAGCCCAUAUCCCCAGUCUCAGCCUUCCACCUCCCAGGGACUAAGAGCCCUCCCCACCUCCAUGAAGUCAGACAGGAGAACCUUAUCGAUGAUCUGAUGUCUAGGUCCAUUUUAGAAACCUCCAAAAAAUCAAACCAGCUUCCUGCCCCACUGAAGCCCAAACCAAAUCCCCAAGGCAAAGGGUAGGGCCCCUGCAAAUCACCUGGGACCUGUGCCUCCACUACUUUUAAACACCAGCACUCAUAUUUUCCCCAACCUAGAGCAACCACCAGCCUUUGAUUACAGCACACAAUGAAAGUGGAGGGAACCUUGGGCCUCAUGCAAAGCAACAGGGAAACUCAGCCCAGUGUCCAUGUCACUCCAGCCUGAUCGCCAAGGCGAGAGCAGACAGACAGGGGAAAGGAAGAAAACCCACAUGCCCUGAGAUGGAUCCUGUUAUUUAUGCUUGCUGCACAGAUAAUAUUAGACAGAAAAAAAAAAAAAGGCAAAAAAAAAAGCUUCAUAUUAUUCUUCCACGUAUGCUGGCUGCUGUUUACAUACCCCGCCAAUGCCUUAGCACUGGAGAGCUUUUUGCAAUACGCUGGGGAAAGGGGAGGGAGGGGAUGAAAAGUGCCAAAGAAAACAUGUUUUUAAAAGCUCGGGUUUUAUACAAUAGAAUGUUUUCUAGCAGAUGCCUCUUGUUUUAAUAUAUUAAAAUUUUGCAAAGCC